AUCAAUUAAAUUUCUCCAUUAAAUAGUCAAAUCCGGCAGCACAUUCCCACAAAGAAAAUCAUUUCGUUUUGAUUAUUCCUCCUUAUAUUUUAAGCCUUGAAUAACUCUUAACAAAAUGCAGAAGUUUCAACUUUUGCAUUUGUUCAUCUUGAUUUCGUUAACAACGAAAUUAACAGAAGCUCAGAGUUCCAUGAAGACAGGAUGCAGUCGUAGAUGUGGGAACGUUUGGAUUCCAUUCCCUUUUGGGAUUGGAAGAAACUGUUCUCUGAACAAAUGGUACACUGUUGAUUGUAACUCCUCGACACCAUAUCUAUCUGCACUCAACCACUUGGAGAUACUCCGUGUAGACAUGUAUCAACAAACGGUCACUGUUAAUGGCUCCAUGAACAUUGAUCAUUGUAAGAAUCCAGUCCAAAAUAGCAAUCUUGUGUUAAGCGGAAGUCCAUAUCGAUUUUCCAGACUUAAUAACAUAUUUGUUGUUGAGGGAUGUGGAAAUGGUGUCAUCAUGCACAACGGGAGUAUUGUGUCUGGUUGUUCAACGACUUGUCAAGGUGACACUGUUAGUGACAGGAAGAAGUGCUUUGGCAUCGGUUGUUGCCAAUCUACAAUUCCUUAUGAUCUCGAGUCGUUUACCCUGAAUCUAACAGGCUUAGAAAGGCGAAGUGGAAAUCAAUCAUGUGUCUCUGCGAUGGUGGUGGAUUCGGAAACAUACUCUAGUGGCAUAUUUUAUGGCCAAAAUGUUCCGAUAUCACUUAAGUGGAUUAGAGAAUUCAAUCGUAAUUCAACAGGAUGCAUAAAUUGUGAACGUAAUGGAGGAGUUUGUGAUCCAUCUCCUGGCUCGAUAGCUGGCAUGACUUGUCAAUUUUAUGGCGACAACCCCACACUAGAGGCUACUAAUUUUGCACAAGCUCCAUUUUACUUGGAUUCGGGAUGGUUUGAUGCAUGUGGGGAGGUCUUGAUUCCACCCCCUUUCACGAUUGGAAGAAAGUGGUCUAGCAGCGAUUGGUAUACUAUUGAUUGCAACUCAUCAAAACCAUAUCUAUCUGCACUCAACAAUGUAGAGGUGUUGGGUAUAAGCUACGAACGUCAAACAGUGACUGUUAAUCUCCCUAUGAUUUCAGAUUGCCAGAAUCAGGCUUGGAAAGACAGAAUGGGAAUGGAAAAUGUGGAUCUGCCUACUUCGUUGAUAGGGAAUCCUUUGUUGAAGAAGUUGAUGCAGAACCAGAAUGUAGAGCGUGUAUGUAUAAUGGAGGGGAAUGUCACUAUGAUCCGGGUGUAA
This is a messenger RNA of Lactuca saligna, 1279 nucleotides long. The record is from the annotation of a GenBank genome assembly. Lineage: Eukaryota; Viridiplantae; Streptophyta; Magnoliopsida; Asterales; Asteraceae.